AUGCCUUAUGUGGAUCGACAGAACCGAAUCUGGUGGUUUCUGGACAUCGAGGAGAAUGAGAACAGUGGCAAGUUUCUGCGGAGGUACUUUAUUCUGGACACCCAGGCCAACUGCCUUCUCUGGUACAUGGACAACCCCCAGAACCUGGCAAUUGGGGCAGGAGCUGUUGGAUCUUUGCAGCUGACCUACAUCUCGAAGGUGAGCGUAGCUACACCAAAGCAGAAACCAAAAACUCCGUUUUGCUUCGUCAUCAAUGCCCUCUCUCAGAGGUAUUUCCUUCAAGCUAAUGACCAGAAAGAUCUGAAGGACUGGGUUGAAGCCUUGAACCAAGCCAGCAAAAUCACCGUGCCCAAAGUUGGGAGCCUGCCCCUGACUACCGAGGUUCUGAAAAGCCUAGCAGCUCCUCCAGCCCUAGAGAAGAAGCCGCAGGUGGCCUACAAGACCGAGAUCAUUGGAGGGGUGGUGGUACACACGCCCAUCAACCAGAACGGUGGGGAUGGGCAGGAAGGGAGUGAACCCGGGUCCCACGCCAUCCUUCGAAGGUCUCAGAGUUACAUCCCUACGACAGGCAGCCAUGUUCCCUCUGGGCCCCACUUCAUUAAGAGCGGCUACUGCGUGAAGCAAGGGAAUGUGCGGAAGAGCUGGAAACGUCGCUUCUUUGCACUUGAUGACUUUACUCUCUGCUACUUCAAGUGUGAACAGGACCGAGAACCACUGCGCACUAUAUUUCUCAAGGAUGUUCUUAAGACCCAUGAGUGUCUGGUCAAAUCUGGUGAUCUCUUAAUGAGGGACAACCUGUUUGAAAUCAUAACAAGCUCCAGGACCUUCUACAUACAGGCGGACAGUCCAGAAGACAUGCACAGCUGGAUUAAGGAGAUCAGGGCAGCUGUCCAGGCCCUCAAAUGCCACCCCAGAGAUAUGUCCUUUUCUAGAUCCAUCUCUUUGACUCGCUCUGGAAGCUCCAGCCUGUCAGGUGGGCCCAACUCUGCCUUGUGCAGGGGGCGGCCAGCUGUGGAAGAGAAAAAAGCCCUCUGCAAAGCCCCCUCUGUGGCUUCCUCCUGGCAACCCUGGACACCUGUCCCCCAGGCCGGGGACAAGCUGCUUCCAGCUGAAGAGACUCCUGGGGACUCCUUGUUCAUGCCUCGACCUGGGGAGAGCAGUACUUCUGGGGUGUUGCCCAGCUCCCGGAUAAGGCACAGAUCAGAGCCCCAGCACCCCAAGGAGAAGCCAUUUCUGUUCAGCCUUGAUGAUGAGAGCAUACGAACUUCUGAUGUGUGAUAGGGCACGGUACCCUGGGAGGGGGGAGGACUCAAGAAAAGGAGGCCAUGACUCAGUUUCCCUACCUUUUGGAAGGUGGUCAGAGACCCUUUGGCACUCAUAUUCCUGUGGAUGCUCUGUGGGGAGGGCCCAUUCGGUUGUUUUUUGUUUUUUUGUUUUUUUGUUUUUUUAAAUAUAAUACAGCGUAUUUGACUUGGAAAAUCACGAGGUUAGACCUGUAGGCAUGCUCAGUGGAGAGCAGGUUGCCUCUCAUUUGACCACUCCAAGGUCUUUCUGGUGAGAAGAGGUUUAGUAGUGCAGUUUCAUCCCAACCAAGUUUUAUUUCCGUGUCCUAGUUAUAGUUUCUUCCUUAGGUUUCCAGGCCGGGCACAGAGUCUUGGGCAGUCAUCUGGGUUAUCCUAUUCCUGUUUAUUGGCUGAGGUCUAACAGUGAAGUAGGAGUAGGUAACUGACCCAGCUGAAAGCAGCAGACCUAGGCUCUGGCUUGACUGAGAUACAUUCUGAGGGGAGGUGUUACGAUCUGGGGGCUGGCAGGUAGCUCUCAGAAUGUCCACUAAGGUGGAUCCUCCCAGGGGAGACUCUUCCACUGAGGAAGAAAUAGGGAUCUCUUGUAAGGUAUGGGGAAAGAUUCAACCUCAGUGCAUCAGCCAGUUUGGGGAAUUAUUCUGUUCUUGUCUACGACCCCAAAUAAUGUCAACGUGAGUGAUAGACCUGCCCAUCCAGUUUCUGUGUCAGGCCCCGAGGAUGGGUUUAUCAGUGUUAAAAGUUACGACUGUUGAGAAUAGGGCAGACAUUUCCACUGAAGUGGCGUUAUUUGGAAGUCUCAAGGGUUGAUAAGUGUAUGAUAAUUCACUUGUGUGAUAGAUCGGAUCUCUGUUUUAGAGUGUUAGAAUUGUUUUGAAGCAGGUGCUGGGAAAACAUGGAUUAUAGUUCAUCCAGAUAAACUUUUCUGAUCCGUGUUUUCCAGACAGAAGAAAAGGUCUGUUUUAGUACAGAUGGAUUUCUUGAAUCCUUACUUCACAGCUCUCUUCAAUGGGCUGAUAUUAGUCUAAUUUUAAGUGCUGUAUAUUAUAUACCCUGGCAGAUUUGCUUUCUUUCUAACUUUUUCUGUUGCCCUUUGAAUGAAGCCUUGUGUACUUGCAUGAUCACACCUUGUAAUAUGAUAAGGUUCCAUGUACUUAACAGUGAAGAGAUACAAGGAUAAUCCUGAGAGGUAUUUAUAUUUUUAAUAAAAUAGAAACUAUGCAUAGAAACAUUGAUUUAGAAGCUCUGCAUUGCUGACUAGAGAUUUCCCAGGUAGAAGAGCAUAGAUUGCCUUUUCCACCCAAAUUUCUACCUUCUUUCAACUUGACAAAAGAUACUAUUUCCAGGUCCCUGGGAGAAUUUGUCUAACUUAAUGUGGCCUACUGCUAACUUACCAGGGUUCCGUAAAGGGAGAGAAAAACUAACUCAUUUCUGUCUAUACCUUUCAACAGCUAGAUCAAUUAGUUACCUUUAAAUUAAAAAUUAAAGAGUAGAGGAAGAUACUGAGAGAAGCAUUUUUACCUAAGUGAAUAUCUUCCCCUCCUUAUGUCCAGAUGUAAUGCAGAGGUAAAAACAUGUCAUCAGAAACCCCUAGGGGCUUGAGGGAAAUCUUUGUUCCUUUAAUGCAGUGUAGUUCCCUUGCAUUGUUUGGCCUAGUGGUCCUGUUAUAAAAAAAGACAUCUACUGGAUCUCUCUCUUUUUCUCUCCCCCCACUCUUUUUUGCAGACUCUUGUAGACUUUUGUCCUCAGAAAUCUGUGCUUUGGGAGUUAGUUAUUCAUGGGUGAGUGAGGUUACAGCUUCAAGUAGCCAUUUCAAAUUCUUAAAGCUCCUCAUCUCUGGUUUCAUCUUCAAAUUUUCCUUAAGAAAAUUCUUUGGCUAGGUCAAAGAAGGUACACAAUAAAUGAUAUUGCACUAGCAAAAAUAAAUUAGGAACUUUUGAGAUCUCUUUAAACAUCCCCCAACUCAUGAAAGCUGUCAUCCUCUGGCAAAAAUGUAUCCAUUUCUCUUUUGUUAAGUAAACUCUCUGCUAGAAUACUACUGCUAAAUUAAUUGGCCAUUAUAGUAAGCUGAUAUAUUUCUCAUUCAGUAGGGUCUAUUUUAAGAAUGUGAGUUCAAUAUGCUUAUAAAUCUAGACUGUAUUAUUAUGAUGGAAACAAGGACUGUAGAUGGCAAAUACUUGGGAAUACCAAGUGAGAACAUUGUUAAUGUGGUUCCAACACCAGAUAAAUAGAAUUAUCUUCAAUGGCACUUAAAAGCAUUCUAAUUCCCAAACCUUAUUUCAGAAUUCCUUUUGUGUCCAUAUUUCUUACCUUCUGACCAAUUUCACAUCACAAUUUUUAAUGUCACUUCACAUGUGAGCCAAAGAUGGUGCCUAUGCAAUCAAAGCAUUUGGCUUUCAAUUUUUUUAAUGUUUGUUUGUUUUUGAGAGAGAGAGAGGGAGACACAGGACCCGAAGCAGGCACCAGGCUCUGAGCUGUCAGCACAGAGCCUGUCAUGGGACUUGAACCCACUAACCACAAAAUCAUGACCCGAGCCAAAGUUGGACGCUCAACCCACUGAGCCACUCAGGUGCCCCAAGUGGUCUUCCCUAUAAUUGAACUAUUUACCAUUCACUAUCUUGAAAGCUUAAGAACUUAAGCUUAAGAAUGAAAGCUUAAGAAUUUCUGUGGUGGUUGGUAAAUGUAGUUUCGCCUUUUGCAUCCUGUGAGACAUUGUAACCCUAGUAAGGUGAAGAGUGGACUCAGGUCAAAAUAUUGGAGGUUAUACGUUUAUUUUUGAGUAGAAUGCUGAGUGAAAAAGAGCAGAGGUAAGGCCCAGCUUUGUAGUUUACUUGACACAAAAGGUUUUUUCUUUUUCUUCCUAAAUAUAACUGUGCUCUGAUACGAGUAAAAGCAACCAAUAAAUAAAUAGCAGAUUGAGUAGCUGAGCAGUGGAAUUUGAUGUUAGUUUUCACUGUUGACCAGAUAAACAGGCACAUGGAAGUAACACCAUUUUGGAAAUUGAGUUUCCCAAAUGAGCUUUGUUUAUAAACUUUGAACAUAUCAAAAAUGGGCAGUUUAUUAAAUCUUUUCUACCAACAUCACUUUUUUUUCCCCUCAUCCUUUUUUUCCUCCAUGUUAUUGCCUGCAGCAGUCACAGUCACUCAUGCUAAGUAGAGUUUGAGUAAAGCUAAUAUUGGCAAAAAUAUACUGUUUGACCCCUUCCCCCACUGCUUAUGGUGUGGCAUGAUUUUGUGUUUUGAACCAGUACGUUUCAGCUGUGAAAUGCACUCACUGCAAGCACUGAGCUGAGUGCAUGGAAACUGUUAUGCUUCUCAUUUUAUGUGAUCUACUAAUUGGUAUGUAGCAAAAAUAAUUUUCUAAAACUGUUUUGUUGCUUGUUUUGUAAUAAAACCAUGUGAAAUACUGAAA
Messenger RNA from Lynx canadensis (Canada lynx), 4712 nucleotides. It is a transcript of the gene PLEKHA2, whose product is annotated as pleckstrin homology domain containing A2. Gene Ontology annotation, molecular function: PDZ domain binding. Gene Ontology annotation, cellular component: cytoplasm; membrane. The record is from RefSeq and is a predicted model, not a curated record. NCBI's taxonomy places the organism in Eukaryota, Metazoa, Chordata, Mammalia, Carnivora, Felidae.